This is a messenger RNA of Cryptomeria japonica (Japanese cedar), 1456 nucleotides long. RefSeq lists its product as uncharacterized. The record is from RefSeq and is a predicted model, not a curated record. Bases 223 to 1092 code for a protein of 289 amino acids. The transcript has 2 exons. Lineage: Eukaryota; Viridiplantae; Streptophyta; Pinopsida; Cupressales; Cupressaceae.
UUCAUGUCUUAGCAGUAGGUCAGAAUCUCUCAUUUCUAAUCAAAAUAAAGCCACUUUUCCUCUCUCCACUUUUUACCUUGGAAGUUCCUUUUGUGAAGUCGGGUUUUGCAGCAUUGCACUCCCCUACCCCAUAGGCUUUUUCCUGCCCAUAAUCCCCAACACCCAUUAUAAAGGAAGGAAGACAUUUAGUCAUGAUUCGCUUAUGGGCUUAUACCGAGAGUCAUGGACAUUGAAUUCCAAGAACCCAUGUUUCAGUGCCCCUCACAUCCUUCUCAGGAGGUUGUGGGUAUUUGUGCCUCCUGCUUAAGAGAUCGCCUCUAUUGCCUCAAAAGAAAGAACAAAUUACGCAGACCUUCCUUCCAAAAUAUCUCUUACAGUUCUGAUUCAGAUUCUUGUCUAGAGUUUGAUGAGAUCAGGCUUGAGAAUUUUGAUCAUCCUGUAGAGAAGAAGGAGAUCGUUGGAAGAAAAAAGUUUCUCUGGCUCACCAAAAAUAAAAAUCCUCGCACCUCCACCCAAAAGGAUAAAAGAACGUUCUUUUCGCUCAGGUCAAUCUUUCACAGGUUGCGGAGACAUAAACAAGAGGCCAAACCGGAUAUCUGCAUUAGCCAUGAAGAUUCGUUCAUCUCUAUCAAGCUGGAUGGCGACAAUGAAAGGAGUCAAUGGGAGUGCAGGACGGUGGGAUCGUCAGCAAGGAGCAGCAGUGUGUGUGAAGGGAUUGGGAAAGGGCCUUUUUAUGAGCCUGGAGUGAUAUUUAAGAGAUCCUCUUACACCAUUGAGAAUGACAAUGACAUGCAAAAAGAGGAGGAGGAGGAAGAAGAAGCAGCAGCAGCAGCAGCUUCAAGCACCACUCCUGCUGUGAGAUGGAGGACAAGAAUGAAUGCCCUGGUUCGCAUGAAGUGCAGAGUGCAAGACAAAGUGUUCAACGAUUCAAAUUACUGUCAUAAUCAUAAUCAAUAUCCCAAUCCAAAGAUGUGGUCUCUUUCUUCACUCUAUAACAAUUAUCACGAGUCUCGGCAUUGCAUUAGAAGUUCAAAUGGUACGAAGAAGAGUUGGUUGAGAAAUUUGACUAGUCCCAAGUGGAGCCUCCAUUAAAGCUAAUGUUCAUGUUCAUUGCUGUGAAGGCUGUCAUGGCCCCCACACACACAUUUAUUUCAACGAGCACCAUGGUUUUACAUUAUUCUCAACUUUGUUUUCUUGUGUUUGCCAUACAUGGCGUUAAAGGAAAACAGUUUGCUAUAAAGACUGUAAAGGAACUAUUAUUGGCUUUCUUCCACCUACUUACGAUGGCUUGUCCUGCAACUUUUGUCAACAUCACUUUGAAGAGUAUCUUUGAAAAAAGUUGUGAACACAACAGGUACCUACAUCACUUUUCAUCUGCACCUCACUUGAUGGAUAUGGCUUAUCUUUCCAACUUGGAACGCACGUCCAAUAAAUACUGUACAUAAUGUGUUUACCA